Blastomyces gilchristii SLH14081 is the source of this 2499-nucleotide messenger RNA. RefSeq names its product beta glucanosyltransferase Gel2p. The transcript has 5 exons. Gene Ontology annotation, biological process: fungal-type cell wall (1->3)-beta-D-glucan biosynthetic process. Gene Ontology annotation, molecular function: 1,3-beta-glucanosyltransferase activity. Bases 171 to 1586 code for a protein of 471 amino acids. Lineage: Eukaryota; Fungi; Ascomycota; Eurotiomycetes; Onygenales; Ajellomycetaceae. The record is from RefSeq and is a predicted model, not a curated record. Gene Ontology annotation, cellular component: fungal-type cell wall; cytoplasm.
CGUUUCGUCUCUUUCUCUUCUUCUUCUUCUUUUCAACCUCACUCGCUCUCUAUCCCCCCUUUUUUUUCUUUUUUUCUUUUUUUUUUUUUUGAUUGGUUUAAUUCCCUUACCAAAUACCCCUCUACAUUGCCCACGACAGCAACAAUUGUCGAUUUUCCCCUGCUCCCAGCAUGACUCUCAUCCGCGUCUUUACGGCGCUCUUUGCCCUGCUGGCCUCCACUGUCGUUGCUGUCACGCCCAUCGAAGUCGAGGGUUCGCAGUUUGUCAACUCCAAAUCGAACAAGCGCUUCCAGAUCAUCGGGGUCGAUUACCAGCCAGGCGGGUCCGCUGGUUACGACGAGGAGAGCGGAGAAGAUCCCCUCACUGAUGCCGAUAUCUGCUUGCGUGAUGCUGCUCUCCUCCAACGGUUGGGUGCCAACACUAUUCGUAUCUACAACCUCAACCCCAAAUCCAACCAUGAUCUUUGCGUCUCCAUCUUCAAUGCUGCCGGUAUCUACUUGAUCCUCGAUGUCAACUCGCCCAUUGCCCACCAGAGCUUGAACCGCGCCGAUCCCAGAUCCACCUACCACAAGGGAUACAUGGAACGUGUCUUUGGUAUCAUCGAGGCUUUCAAGGACUAUCCAAACACUCUAGCUUUCUUCGGCGGGAAUGAAGUCAUCAACGAAGAAGCCGUGAAGGAGGUUCCUGCCUACAUUCGGGCCGUCCAACGUGAUAUGAAACAGUACAUUGCCAACCAUUCUCCUCGUCAAAUCCCCGUUGGCUACUCUGCCGCCGAUAUUCGCGAGAUUUUAGAGGACACCUGGGCUUACAUGGCCUGUGAGAUCGAAGACUCACCUGAAUCCCGCUCCGACUUCUUCGGCCUCAACUCCUAUUCCUGGUGCGGCAACGCUACGUACACCAGCAGUGGCUAUGACAAGCUCGUCGAAAGGUUCUCUGAGACUUCCCUCCCCGUUUUCUUCUCCGAGUAUGGCUGCAACGAAGUCCGUCCCCGCAUUUUCACCGAGGUCGGCGCUCUCUACGGACCGGAAAUGACCAAGGCUUUGGGCGGUGGUCUAGUUUAUGAAUACUCCCAGGAGAAGAACAACUACGGCCUCGUUGAGUUGAACGACAACAAGACCGCUACCCUCCGCGUCGACUACGGCAACCUGAUGGAACAAUACAGCCAAAUCGACAUCACUCUCCUCGAAUCCCUCGACCCGGCCGCCACUAGCGCCAAGCCCCCCAAGUGCUCCUCCGGUCUCAUCAAGGACACCAAAUACUUCGAGGACGACUUCAAAAUCCCAGAGGCACCUGAGAGCGUCCCUGAGAUGAUUAAGAACGGCAUCCGCAAUCCGACUAAGGGCAAGCUUGUCGAGGUCACAGACACCAAGCCGAAAUAUGAGGUCUAUGACAAGGAAGGCCGUGUGCUGGACGGUCUAGAGAUUAAGAAGCUCGAAGAUUUUCAGUCCAACCUUCCCGGUGAGAAUACCUCUGGUGUGCCCGGUGCCUCGACAAAUAACAAGAAGGCUGCUGCCAACACCGUGUCCAGCUCUAAUGCUCUCUCCCUCGCCGCUGUUCUGGCUGGGUUGACUCUGCUGAUGGUGUAGAGAAACUCAGAAUGUAUCUGUUAAAGUUCUCUCUUACUAUUUCCCACGCGAUUUCCAGCUGCUAUAUUAGUUAAUUCAGCGCAUCUUUCUUUGAAAAACUUUACUCUUCUCAUCGCGUAUACCCGCAAUUUAUUUCUUUCCUUGUAUUAUCUUGUUGAACCCCCGGUACGGUGGUUGUGAUUGGCGAAAUGGAUUGUUUCAAGGUAGAACAAACCGCCCCCAAAAAACCAAUCACGUCAUGUUUAACCCCUCCUAUUGCACAACGUACCCUGAAAUGUUUUCUUUGGGCGCCUGUGUCAGUAUGAGAUAUCAAUUUUAAUCUCUUAUCACCGCCACCUCCUCCUCGUGAGAUAUAGCCCGCAUCGCAGUUAGCGCCCCCGUCGUUUGCUCUCGUCUGUGGAAUAUGGGCUGACGUUCCCCUGUAAACCCCUCGUGGCGAAACAUAAAUACAGAUCAAAUGAACGCAAGGAUGUUCUCACAGAUUAAUGUUUCACUGUUUGUUUGAUGUUGCCACUGCCUCGCACUUACCCCCUGAACUUGCAAUACAUAGAGCAGAGAUCAAUAACGCCUGUCCUGCAGCUUAGGAGGUUGGAAGAUACAGACGAGAUUUGAGCCAAUAGAGAGGAAGUGAAAAGUGUAAUUCAGCUACAAGAAAGUGAGGUUUCUAAGAUUAUUGAAUCAGAAAACAAGCGUAGCGUUUUCUUUGGUAUCGAAUGAAAGAGAAAAACAUAAAAGCCAAGGAAUCAGCUGGGAUACAAUAUCACAAAACAACAAACACAGCACACAACUCGAAUGGACAAAACUUAAACAAGAAACACAAAUCUAACCACGACCGCACUCUACUAAGCUGCUUUUCCCUUCCCCUUCCGAAUGCUAAGUAAAGACGCUCCACCAAGCGCCGGAUACUCAUCCC